UUAUAUUAUGAAUAAAAAAUCUUCAAAUCAGUUUGUUGAUCUGAUUUAGGAGUGACACUUCCGGUGUGAAUGCAGCAAUGUUCGAGAAACAUAUGAAAGUGUACAAUUUCAUUAAUUUUCUGUCGUCAUUUUUAGCCACGGAUUCGUGUGCGCGUUGUUAAAUUGAAGAUUAUUAGGUUUUUAUUCUUUACAACGGCUUAGAAGAGUAGUGUGCAUCCAUUCCUUUAUUAUAUCGUGGAAUCAGGACUGAACAGUCGCUUCAACGCGGGGGAAGGUUGGUGAAUCCGACUUGUGUUUUUCUGGUGCGAGAAACACCGAAGGAUCGACAAUUUAUCCCAUCAGUGAGCUCUCGUCCAGUGGGGCGCUACCCUUUUAUAUGACUUUAGCAAGAUAUACAGAGACUAAAGUUCAGUGUGAGGAGAGUGGUCGGUUUGUGGUCGCGAAGAACGCCGGCUGCCGACAAGCGUGCAUGACGCUUCACACAACCAGCAAUACUGCUCGCAGAAGAUCAAAGUUUUGCAGCAACAGGCAUCGGAAAUUGCUGGCCCUUCGGCAAACGUGACUGGCGCGCGUCGCGGGAGCACUCCCCGCAUGCCGCACUAGACGCGAACCCGCGCGAGCUACAUCUACAUCUCUACCGAUCCAGUGUAAAAUAUCAUCCGGGUUAUUUAUUUAGUGUAAUAUAGUAUAGAGUAGGAUAGAGGAUGGGGUCCCUGAACGUGAACCGCAAUGUGGCGGACGCGUUCUACCGCUACAAGAUGCCGCGGAUCUGUGCCAAGGUGGAGGGCAAGGGCAACGGCAUCAAGACCGUCAUCGUCAACAUGCCCGAGGUGGCUAAGGCGCUGGGCCGCCCCCCCACUUAUCCGACGAAGUAUUUCGGUUGUGAGCUGGGCGCGCAGACGCAGUUCGACUUCAAGAACGAACGGUUCAUUGUGAACGGGAGCCACGACUCGGCCAAACUGCAGGACUUGCUUGACGGAUUCAUCCGGAAGUUCGUGCUGUGCCCCGAGUGCGACAAUCCCGAGACGGAGCUGAUCGUGUCCACGAAGCGGAAUACAAUAUCGCAGGGCUGCAAGGCGUGCGGCUACCACGGCCAGCUGGAGUUCAACCACAAGCUGAACACAUUCAUACUGAAGAACCCGCCCGCCGCCGACCCCAGCGUGCAGGGGUCUUCAUUGACUGAGGGCAACCGGGGUAAGAGGUCCAAGCGAAGCGGUCCGGCCGCCAACGGGAACCAUGACGACAGUGAUGCCAAAAAUGAGGGCGAAGGGGGUGUGACUCCCAGCACUCCCAAUGUCAAGAGCAAGAAGAAGCUCGCUGAUGAAGAGGACGAUGGAACCUGGACCGUGGACGUGAGCGCAGAGGCGGUGCGGGCAAGGAUGCAAGAUCUGACCGAGGGUGCGAAGAGUAUGACGUUGUCUGAAGACAGCGAGAAGAAUGAGAAGCAGCGUAUGGACCUGUUCUACUCGUUCCUGAAGCAGAAGUAUGACGCGGGUGACGUCACCAGCACCGCGGCUAUUGCCGACGUCCUACACGAGGCCGACCGGUUGGAUGUGAAGUCAAAGUCGCUGCUCGUGGCGUUCGAGAUUCUGGUGCGGCCCGCGUCGCUAGCGGCCGACGUGAAGAAACACCGUUCGCUGUUGCUGCGGCUGGCGGGCAGCGAGCCUCGCGCCUGUCGCGCCGCGCUCCACGCUCUCACCGCACUGUGCCACCACCACCCCGCGCUGUGUCCGCGCGUGCCCGCCGUGCUCAAGUUGCUGUAUGACCUGGACAUAGUGGACGAGAAGACGAUUAUCGACUGGGGCGCGAAACCGUCGAAGAAGUAUGCGCCCAAGGAGGUGGUGGCCGAUGUGGUGAAACGCGCGCAGCCCUUCCUGGAGUGGCUCCAGCAGGCUGACGAGGAGGAGUCCAGCGAGGAGGAGGAUGAGCUCGAGAUUGAGUACGACGACCGCGCCAAGGCCACCCCCAUCAAGUCGGUGUCGGCUCCCUCCAAGCCCGCCCCCAAGCCGCGCGACGAUGACGGAGACAUUGACGUCGACAUCGACGCCAUUUAACGACCCACUACUGACCCCCAAGCACGACACUAUAGUUUUAUUUUACCUCGUACCAAUGGCAAUAGGAGAUGUUUCAACCAAAAUUGUUCCUUUGAGUUGAUAAUACCGGAUUCAAUCACUUGGAUCAUUUAUUUGGCCUCUAAUAUUUUAUUGCGACUGUUUUUGUCACAUAAACAAAUUGACUGAAUUGUGCUAGGGACUUUCGAGGACAGCGCAAUUUUUUUUUAAUGUAAUUUUGGAGUGGAAUAUUUUAAUAUUGAUAGGCAUGGCGAUUCUGCUGCCAUGUAGUAUUGUUGUAAUGACAACAACACUAUAUUGAUGGCAAUCCUGAUUGUUCAAGUCGACAGAUCAAUAACAAUUUCAAAAUUGUAAUGAUUGGCAGCACUCUUCUGGCACAUCAUCUGUUUUUAUUUAGGAUGCACUGGACAGUACUCUCAGUACUUUGGAUUAUUUUAUGUAUGGUACAGUAUAAACACGUGCAAUGCACUAGCGAUUGGACUGUUCGCAGACUUAGACUAGACACGCAAAUUAGUGUUUUUAUAGUUUACUACUGCUAGACCACUAGACAGAUUAUAUUACGUAAUAUUUUGGAAUGAUAACAUCCAAGCAUUCUGACAAUGCUGAAAUAUUAAAUUCAAAACAACAAUUUUCUGAUACAUUAUCAAAUUAAAUAUAAACACAUAUAGGCAAAAAUACGCUUUAAGUGUACUUUCAGUAGCCUUACCUAAAAUAAAUGCUGUGUCUUUUUAUACAAACUGAAAGGCUUAUAAAUUGUUGUAAAUAAUGAUUUCAUGAAGUGAAUAAUAAUUUUUUUUUGUGUGUCUGGUCUAAUUAUUACUAAACAAUGCUUUAUGAAAUAUUUUAAAUAUAUUUCUUUUCAAAUAUCCAAAUAUAAAAAUUACUUUAUAAAAUUAUAUGUGAUUACAAUGAUUAAGAUUGGACUCCAAGGGAGUGAGGUCUUUUUUACAAGUCAUUAAAUUUUAAUAUAUUGUAUAGUGGAGCGCUUUUACGUAGAUCUAUACAUGUUAUGAUCAUAUACAUGACAUGAUCUGACUAAUGUACGCAAUGUUGAGAAAUUUAACUUGUAUCCUUUGAGAUAUUUAAGUUUAAAACCAUGAGAAAACCUAAAAGAUGAGCAAGUUAGGCCACGAGAUAAUAUGAUUGCUGUGAAAAUCUUUUUAAAUUGUUAUUUUUGGAUCCAAUAACUAUUUCUUUAGUUUAAUUAGAUAAAUCCGUAAAUAUCUUUGUUACAGAAGUAUUGGAUCUACCGUAUAUAUGGUAAAUGCCAAAUGUUUCGUUCCUAUGUCGUCUGAAAGUAGAGCAGUUGGUUAGAUGCUGCUUUACAUGUUUCGUAAUAAUAUUCUGCCUGAGUUGCUAAACUUAUGAACGUCAUGUCGUGAUUAGACGAAAAAUAUUAUGAAAAGCUCUCAGUGAAAUAAAUUUACAAAGCCUCGGACAUGCUGUCAUCUCACCAACUGUUCAAUGGCACAGCGACAAUUUAACCAUUGUUAUGGUCAAGACAAUGUCUUCGCAGGUGGUCUCUACAGAUUGUACAAGGGUCACAAAAGUGAUAGCGCGAAUGGGGUUACCCGUCAAGAUUUUUCACUGUAAUGCAUCAGUUUUUAUGAAUUUUCUUUUCUGUCGAUGAUUUUGGUAAUUGUGAUUCCACGGCGCGCUUUUUCUAUUCGAUUUCGUGUUUUGGCAACCCCUUAUUUCUGUUUUCUUUCUAUUUCUUAAAUAACAUUUUAUCAAUUCUGCACUUGAUGUAUUUACCUCAUGACUGAUUUGAUGGUGGUACAAUAAAACAACUGCCUGUGUGUGACGACAUAAUGAUUGAUAUCUGUCCAAACCGACCUUGGCUACUUCAACUUAUCUUUGGCAGUAAGACCAAAUGACGAAAUACAUAUAAAUAUUAUUAGGUAAUCUGAAGUAGUUGUCACAUCACGAAAUUGGAUAACAUUAUAAGAUAUAUUAUAUUGUAUAUGAUAAUAUACGGUGAGAGCGGCCCGGUGCGCUGGUUUCAAUUGCCACCUUUAUUAGUGUUUUAUAUUCAAAUACAUUUGAAUUCUA
This is a messenger RNA of Leptidea sinapis, 4124 nucleotides long. RefSeq names its product eukaryotic translation initiation factor 5 (gene eIF5). Bases 705 to 2054 code for a protein of 449 amino acids. The transcript has 13 exons. Gene Ontology annotation, biological process: formation of cytoplasmic translation initiation complex; formation of translation preinitiation complex; translational initiation. Gene Ontology annotation, molecular function: eukaryotic initiation factor eIF2 binding; translation initiation factor activity; GDP-dissociation inhibitor activity. Lineage: Eukaryota; Metazoa; Arthropoda; Insecta; Lepidoptera; Pieridae. Gene Ontology annotation, cellular component: cytosol. The record is from RefSeq and is a predicted model, not a curated record.